Grus americana (Whooping crane) is the source of this 9146-nucleotide messenger RNA. It is a transcript of the gene HDX, whose product is annotated as highly divergent homeobox. The transcript has 10 exons. Lineage: Eukaryota; Metazoa; Chordata; Aves; Gruiformes; Gruidae. The record is from RefSeq and is a predicted model, not a curated record. Gene Ontology annotation, molecular function: DNA-binding transcription factor activity, RNA polymerase II-specific; RNA polymerase II cis-regulatory region sequence-specific DNA binding. Gene Ontology annotation, biological process: regulation of transcription by RNA polymerase II. The coding region runs from base 127 to 2220 and encodes 697 amino acids.
CGUCACGAUCAUGAUGAGAAUUAAUGAUCGGAGGCGCUGAUUUCAUUGUGUGACGCCGGGACCGACCCAGCCGAAACCGGCUGAAUCCGGAGCCCCGAGCCCCCCGGACCAGCCCCGCACAGCACGAUGAAUCUGCGUUCUGUAUUUACUGUAGAACAACAAAGGAUAUUACAGCGUUAUUAUGAAAAUGGAAUGACAAAUCAAAGUAAAAAUUGCUUUCAGCUCAUAUUACAGUGUGCACAAGAAACUAAACUGGACUUCAGUGUAGUCAGGACGUGGGUUGGCAAUAAACGAAGGAAGAUGAGCAGCAAGAGUGCUGUAGAAUCUGGAGGCACUCCCCCAGGGACUGUCCCUACUACUCCCUCAGUACCUCCAGAAGCAGCAGUUAGAAAUGUGGUAAAUAUUGCUCGAUCCCAAAGUCAGCAGUCUUCUUGGACCGCUUCUAAUAACGAUGUAAUAGUUACUGGUAUAUACAGUCCUGCUAGCUCUUCCGGUAGGCAAGGAUCCACCAAACAGACAAACGCUUCAAUGGCAGAAAUACAUAAAACCUCUAUUCCACGACUGCCAGGAAAAAGUGAUACAGAUUUUCAGCAGCAGCACAUCCCUAUAGGACGACAAGUACCACAUUGUAAAAAUGCUUCCCUAUUAGUAGGGGAAAAGACUAUUAUUUUAUCUAGGCAAACAAGCGUACUGAAUUCUGCGAACUCCAUAUAUAGUCACACUAAAAAAAGCUAUGGUGGUUCAUCGGUCCAGACCGCAGAGUUGGUGUUACCUCAGAAACCCAUGAUAUGCCACAGACCCUGCAAAGCUGAACCUGUGGGAUGUCAAAGGUUACAAAAACCGGAACAUGCAGCUCUCGCAUCGCAUGUGCCCCCUGGACAAAGGGCUAAUACCAGGGACCCUUCUUGUAGCACGCAAAACCUGGAAAUCCGUGAAGUGUUUUCUCUGGCGGUUACAGAUCAACCUAAAAGAAUUGUGGGAGGAAGCGCGACGCAGAAGCAUUGCUCGGUGGAAGGCAGCUGUCUAUCCAUUGCGAUGGAAACUGGAGACGUGGAUGAUGAAUAUGCUAGGGAAGAAGAACUAGCAUCCAUGGGAGCACAAAUACAAAGCUAUUCAAGAUACUGUGAAAGCAGCAGUUCUGUUCGAGUAGAGAACCAAAGUGCAGCCUUGUCUGGGCCAGGAAGAAACGUGAGCUGUAGUUCACAGAUGGUGAAUGCCAGGGACGUGCCUGACAAUAUUCUGUAUCAUAACAGAGACUACCACUUGCCUGCACGGACCUCAUUACAUACAACAUCCAGUACAUUAUAUAACAGUGCUAAUCCAUCAAGAAGUACCUUUUCUCCUCAUUUUGCAUCUUCAAGUCAACUGAGGCUGUCACAAAACCAAAAUAAUUACCAGAUUUCAGGAAACCUUACUGUGCCUUGGAUUACAGGUUGUUCCAGAAAAAGAGCAUUACAGGAUCGCACACAAUUUAGUGACCGAGACUUAGCUACCCUAAAGAAAUACUGGGACAAUGGCAUGACCAGCCUGGGCUCAGUCUGCAGAGAGAAAAUUGAAGCUGUGGCUGCAGAAUUAAAUGUUGACUGUGAAAUAGUGCGGACUUGGAUUGGGAAUCGAAGACGGAAAUAUCGUUUAAUGGGGAUUGAGGUCCCACCCCCUAGAGGAGGUCCUGCUGAUUUCUCUGAUCAAUCUGAAUUUGUUUCUAAAUCAGCACUUAAUCCAGGAGAGGAAACUGCUACUGAAGUGGGGGAUGAUAAUGAUAGGAAUGAUGAAGUAUCAAUCUGCUUAUCUGAAGGAAGCUCACAAGAAGAGACAAAUGAAGCUCUUCAAAAUGAAGAAAUCGGUCACAAAGAUGAUGACCAGAAUCCAGUAUCUACUGAUAAUGUGAAAAUAGAAAUUAUAGAUGAUGAAGAAAGCGAUAUGAUAAGUAAUUCUGAAGUGGAUCAAAUGAGUUCUCUUCUGGAUUAUAAGAAUGAAGAAGUCAGAUUCAUUGAGAAUGAGUUGGAGAAUCACAAACAGAAGUAUUUUGAACUACAGACAUUUACUCGGAGUUUGAUACUUGCUAUUAAAUCAGAUGAUAAAGAACAGCAGCAGGCACUGCUCUCAGACUUACCUCCUGAACUAGAAGAAAUGGAUUUCAAUCACACAUCCCCAGAGCCUGAUGAUACCUCAUUCAGCUUGUCGUCUUUAUCGGAGAAAAAUGCCUCAGACAGUUUGUGAUUUAUUUUUUUUAAUUGACAAAAAAGAAACCCUGCGUAACGUGUAGGUUUCAAGAGAACGGCAUUUUGCUAUCCAGUGUUCUUCAGUCCAAAAAAGAAAGGCCAAGGUGAAGUAGACCUUCCUGAAGGAUGACUGUAGUAUGUCAUGGCUACAGUUUGCAGUGUCAAGAAAUUUUGAAUGUUGUUUUUGGUAAAUGAAAGAACUGUGUGAGGAAAGGUUUCUCUUUCAGCAGUUUGCCCUUGAUUAGGAUAACUUCUGACUUGCUCUGUAGCAGUGUCUUUUUGAGCAGGGAUCCAAGACUGGAAAACAAAUGUCCUGUUAUCCAGACAGCUAAUUCUUCAGAGUUGUUUGCUCACCAGUCCUGUUUAUUUCUUUCUUCCCCCCAUUUUUACUCAGGUAGGUGGACUAAAAAUUGGAGAUCCAAAUAGAAUAACGGGCUUUUUAUGAGUUGUGCUUGAAACCUUUUGAAAAUCUGAAAUUAAACUAAAGUGUUUUUCAUUACGUGACUUCAGAUUGUUGAAUCUUCUAUUCUCUGACCAAAAUAGCUGAAAAAAAACUUUGAAAGGCUAACUGAAAAAUUUGAUUUAUCAUCAAUAAAUUAUUAAUGUAAAGAAGCAGUCAUAAGUGUUGUAACAAAUUAGAUUUGUAUGGGAAACCUGAUAGCUGCAGAACACGACUUUCGGAUAUUCUCAGAGUAGCAAUGGGAUUAGAUGUUUACACUACUAUUUAGGGCUUUAUGAAUGUAGUUACAGGUUUUAUUUUCAAAGUCUGAAUGCUAAAGUUCUGUUUGUUGGUUUAAGUACUGGUUAUAUAUUUUUCCACAAAUUUUGCUCCAUUUUAUCGAGACACUGUCAUAAAUCCACAGCUGUCAUUGCAUCCUGAAAGGUAUUCGAGUGUUUGGAAUUGAGCUUUGCAAAUCUUCUAAAUGUGACCUGUUUCUGAAGUAGCCCUGCCUGAUGAUUUUUUUUUUUGUUUUGUUUUGCAACUGCCAGCUGCCAUUUCUGAACUGUGAGCUUGAUUGCAGGCAGUGGCUGAAACGAAUUUCUUCUUUCCCGGCUGUUGUUCACAUUGAAUCCCUUUACUCGUCCAAUUAAAUGGAUGUGCAGACACAUCCAGAUCAAUUUAGCAGGGCACGUAGGUGCAUGCCCAUAUUAUUAAUGCUCUGUAACUUCUUAUCUGAAUAUUCCUCAGCAAGCAUUUUGGAAACAGAUACCUUCACAGUCUGGUAAAAAGCCCGAUCUUUCAGUUUUAUGACAAAUAAUUAUUUACUCUGGUGAACCCUUAUUCAUGCAGUACAGUAAGUAAUCCCCUUAAUUUCAGUAGGAGGUCCACGGUGUAGCUCAGAAAAUCCAAAGUGUUGGAUUUUCUUUCCAACAUAACAACACUUUUUUUUUAUUUAUUUUAAUUCUGAAAUUAACUCACAAUUUUAGGUUUUUCUCAGUCUGGUCUCUUUGUCCCUAAUCACUUCGGCAGCUUUUUUUUUUGUAUCAGUAGUGAGCUCUGUUCUUUCAGGUUUUCUUCUGUCUCUGUGUUGUCUUUGGGCAUGGAGAACUUCUAACAGUACUAUUAAACACCAGCUACAAAAAGGAUAGUAGCAGUUUCAAAAGCUGUUUUAAGAAACAAAAGUUUCCCAGUUCUGGCUACUAUGGAGUUCAGUUAGUUCCCAAAAGACCUCUUACCAUCUAUCCUACGGAGUAACCCCACAAAAGCAACCUGUUGGGCCUGUGGUUGGGCUUAGGCAUUAAAACUCAGAGUAGAAUCCCGGGAGAGAGGGAAGGCACUCUAUGUAACCAGGAGGGAAGUGUUAGGUUACUCACCCUUCCGCUGCCCGAGCUGAGAUGUCGCAUCCUGGCUGGCAGAUACAUCUGUACAGCCUUACUCAGAGGAGGAGCAGUAUUUUACAUGCCUGUUGAUGUGAUCACCAAUCUAAAAUUACUUAAGGUUUGUGAGCAAAGAUCACAGUACUAUCCUUCAAAUGUAAGAGAGGGCUCAACUGUAAUUCUGCUUACUGAAAAAAUCAUUUAUAAAGGGUUUCCUAUACUGGGUUAACAAUGCUUUCUCUUACUCUUCUCUCUAGAUAGGAAAUUUGUGCCACUGACAAUGAAACCUCUUGUUUUCUUUGAGCUUUGCUGAAAUAAAAAAAAUAGUACUGUGAUUUGCCAGCACUUGGACCCUAUUUUCCUGCUGCUUCCACUUAAAUUCCCAUGACAAAAGGCAGGUUACUCUUAAUGAGAGUUCCUGAUUUCAUGGUCAAUGAAGUCAUCCACCUUUAUACAUGAAAAACUUUAAUCGGUGAUUCAUAUUUUGCUAUGUCUUUUAUUUCAUACGCCAAAUAAACCGAAGGAAUUAAUUUUGAACGAAGUACUACCAGAUUGAAGCAAUGAUGUAAGUCCCUUUUCUCAAGGCAGCUGGAAUCCUCUUUAGGAUGUGCACCUGAAAGGAGCUGCAGUCAACGCCCCCGUCAUCCCUGUGGGCACGUUGUUCUUUGGUCCUUUUCUCCUGUAGGGUGACAAGACAAAACAUAGCGAAGUAGUUGUGUUUUCAUACCCUGAAACACUUGACAAUAUUACAGGAUAUUCAGGAAGAAAGAGUCUAAAUGAUGUUCCUGUUUAACAAAAUGCUACGUAGGAUAACACUGCACAGCUGUUCUGCGGGGGUUUUUUCAAUACCAGUUUUUAUUUCCAGUAAUAUGUAAACCAAAAAUCUUAAUGAUACCAUUACUGGUAUUUCAAAUCAUUGCAGCAACAAUAGUUCUGCAGCAGAAGGUGAGGAGCAGCUUAUGAGGUCCUGUAACAUAACACUUAACCAUCCUUGACAGUUACAGAAAUACAUAUCUGAGUACGGCACUUCAGACAUGCUCUGUGAUUUAGGGGUUUUUUUUGGUUUGCUCGUGUCCCUACCAGGCAAUGUAAUGUGCUAAUCCAGUUGGCAGAUGCAUCCCGAUGUAACUUCUUCAGCCGGACCUUAGAACAGUGUCAAGAGAGUUGGGUGUGUUCCUUUCCAACUUUGUCUUAGUAAGUGACGAGCAUCUUACUGGCAGGCAUCGCAGUCUGGUGCACAGUCGCCCGGAUGCUCGUUUCCAGAUUGACGUCCGAGAGUUCUUCAGAUGAAGGAAAACGUUGAGAGCGGCGCUCUGGGCCCAUGGCAUGCUGGAAUUGGGUUUAUGGUUAUUUCCUCUGUUCGCAGGAUGAUGCCGAAAGCCCACGUUAAGUGCUAGUUCAUCAUUUGCAUAGAGCUUCCGUGACAGAGAUAGCUAAUACUGUGGUGUGUUAUGAUGACAGAAGUAAGUCCCCCUUGCUAUUCAGUGGUUUGGCUCUGGAAUUCGAAUAACCACUAUGACACCAGUGCCACGUAUUGAUGUUUUUAUCAUCUUUCCGCGGAGGCUCUCAUUUGCUUUGUCCGUGAAAGAUGACUUCCCCGGCGUUGUUUAUCCCUAAUGCAUCUGUCGGAACACGAAUGAUGAAGUAUGUCGUUCUGAAGAAACCAAAGUGGGAAAAGGUAGUUCAGAACAGACGCUUUAAACCAGGGACAGGACGCUCGCCCUCCUUCGGGAGCAAUGAAAGUCUUUGAUGCUAGCAAGCUUGCUGUUACUUAAGCAAGCUGUUUCCUGAAGCUAUGCCUCCUUUCAUUUCCCUGCAGAUGAUGCUUCUGUCACGUCUAUAGGUCUAACAGGAGCGAGUAAUAGUAAAUACUGUAAUAUGUGAAUUUCUGGCAGAUUUAAAAGUACACGAACAGAUGUACCAUACAAGUGUCAGUUUUCUCGAGUGCUUGGUUCUUGAAGCAGCACUGCACUUUAAUCUUUCCAAGUAUUUCUUUUUCGCUAAGGCAAUAAAAAGUCUGAAAAGGACAAGCAGAUUGUGGGCUUUGCAGUCGUCUGAGUGCAAAAAGGAAUGUACCGGUUGUAUCUUCAUCUUCUUAAAUUGGGAAGCAGCUUAUCCAGUCCAUUCACCAAACGGAGACAGCUCUAUCUGCUGUUGUGGUUAUACAGUUGAAAUGAUCGGAGAAAUCAACAGUAUCACGAACAGCCUUAUUGUGGAAAUGGAAAUUACUGCUUAAAAUCGAUCAGCUCUCCGAUUUGGGAUCUCUAUUGCACUACCGUAUUAGUAACGUUAAAAUAAACUAAUGCGCAGCACUAACUUCUCCCUAGGUACUCUAUAGUCGUAGCUGACUGUUGGUCUCAGGACACUGAUAGCGUAAGAAAAGACAAUAAUAUGCAUAAAUGGAAUAGCACAGAAUAUCUGGAACAUGAAGAAUUCAUAACUUGUAAUGUUACAACCAAAAGCUUGAUUUACUACCUCCAGUCCCACUGCUCAGAGCCUUCACUUUGGCCAAAUGUGAAAUCUUCAAAGUUCUGAGCAAAUAAAAGGAACAAGCGGUACUACAACGUUGGGUUUUUCCCUGGCAGACUAGGGGUGUAUGCUGACUACGGAGUAUUGAUUGGUCUCUGAAAGGCAGCAGCUGGCAGACACAAACUGGGCAGAAACGGGGCUUGUGGUGGUCGUUGUUUUUAAACAAAUGAGCAAUCCUCGUCAAUAAGAGACGCUUAAGAAUGUUCCCGUAAGGAAACUGGUUUCAGGUCAGUGCUUUGGUUCUGGUGAACAUUUUACUGUAUUACUGAACUAAGUCAAGAAUUCUUUUCAAAUUCUGUAUUGCGUUUUACACACACUACCUCUGAACCAUGACACCACCUUUAAAACCACACAGAAAAUGUGAACUUAAGCUUUUUUUUUUAAAAUGUUUUAUAGGCAAUAAAUUAUUUCCAACACGGAUCCUUCAGUUUUGUGCUUGGUUUUUAGUUGAGAGUGAGACAUUCACUUCGGUUUUUAUUUUAGUAUGAUUUUUAUGUAUUUGUCUUAAAUGCAGUCUAUGGACAAGGAAAUGAGAAAGAUGUGAUAUUAGGGUGAAAAGAUUAGUAUAUGUUAAUGGUAGUAAAUAUUUCUAUUAAAGCUGAAGGAUGCUGUAGUGAAUGGGCCAGCUGUGCUGUUUUUGGUACAGUUACUGUAAGGAAUGGGUACGAAACUUUAUUCUGGUACUAAAUGAUUGUUGCAACAUUUCUCAAUACAUUGUGGAUUAAUUUAUCAGAGAAAACAGUCAAAUAAUGAGUCUCAGCAAGGCAAUGAAAAGGAUUUUACAUUUUCUGAGACAUACAGUUUCAUAAAUAUGUCCUCAUAUUUUUAUUUCAGGGUUUUUUGGGGGUUUUUUUGCAUAACAACAUGUAUAAAGGCCACAUAGAAACCAUUUUGAUUUGCUUGUAAGCAAGUGUUAAAUUAAAAUGAAUCAGUAGCAAGCUGAGGUUUAAAUGUAGAUGUAGAUGAGGUUUUGUAGUCAAGUUUCAUCUUAAAAGAGUCCCUAUAAAUUUCCCCAUGGUGCUUAUCUCUGAAUAAUUUCCCCGUGGCUGGGGAGGGAAGGAGAGACGAGGGGGCAUCUCGGUUGGGUAGCAGAAAUGAAGAUCCUGGGGUUUUACUCAAGAAAAUGAAAAUAAACUAAAAAGCUUCUCCACCUUGGGAGAGAAGAGCUUCUACCUUAUCUUCAAAUUUUGUGAAAUGCACUUCAAAAAGUCAUUGGCAAAUCCGCUGAAUUGUGUUGGGGAAAAACUGUAUUCUCCAGUGGAAAUUCUGUCAUUUCUAUGAUUGUUUCUAGAAUGACUGAGUGUAUGUGGAUACACAUACGCGUAUUUAUAAUGUGCACAGAUACACUGAACUUCAUCAGCAUAUUAGCAUCUGCAAAGGUAUUUUUACUUAAAAUAAUAACGUAAUUCUUCUAAAAUAUAUUUUAUUUGCUCUCAUUUUUAUGUCUUACUAUAUAUUGAUUACAUAGUUUUGAAAUUUAGUCAAAUACAUCCAUACAAAUAUUGUUUCUAGUUUAACUCCUUGUGAAACUGAUAACUUUUAGGCUUGGAAAUUUAUUGAAAUGCCCAUAAUAAUGAGAUUUCUAAGUGAUCUUGGCAAAUAAACAAACUGCUGUAUUUAUGAAGAGAUAAUCUUCUGCCAUGAUAAUUUCUGCUUUAGUUUCACUAAAGGUAUCACUUUGAUUUAAAAAGAAACAUUCUGAAAGUUCAAACAUUAUUGUAAAACUGGGAUGUUUUCCUCAGCCUACAAAACAUAAGAUAAUUGACGAUCUUAAUAGUUGUGUCAUUUCUUUCUGGGCCGGUUGGUUAAGCUUUGUAAGCCGAGUGUAUUACUGAGUUUCUCUGUGAAAAUCAAUAUUUAUAUUGCAUUUUUAUUAUUUGUAUCAGUAUGUGUAGCAAAGAAACUACUAUAAAUCUUAAACUGAAGUACCUCCACUAUGGUCCAGGACAUCUGAUCUUGGCUUAUGUGAAAGAUGGAUGCCUAGGGAAAUAUUCCAUACAUUUGUAUUGUUUGGGGUUUUUUUCUGUAUAUAUAAGGGUAUUUAUAAUCUUGUAUUAACAGAGUCAUCAUGAGAAAUGCUUAUUUCCUUCUUUAGAAGCCUGCUCAGCUAUUUUUAUAUAAAAUGUUGGUCUUCGCCUUAAUUUUUUUUUUGUGUGAAAAGUUGUGCCAUAGAUAUUUUAACUUAUCCACAAAUAGUUUACAGAAUUUGCGUUGACUUGUCUUUAGUUAACCAUUUUUUCCUCAAAUUUCUAAAUUCUUUUUCUCCUCCAAAUGUGUGUCAAGGCUGGUUUGCUUUUUUUUUUUUUAAAGUUUUAGAAGAUAUCUUCAUAUGCAUGCCUUGGUAGAUCAAGUUUUUCCUCUGUAGUUUAUUGUUUCUAGCUUAGCAAAACUUUUCAUUAAAAAAAAAAAAGGAAGUAAUGCUUGUACAAAUGUAUCUCGAAUGGCCCAAAUGGUCAGAGCAAAGGGCUAUUUAGCAUUGGUAAAUUUGUCUACUAGACUCAAGGAUAUUUUUCUACGUCUGUCAAGUUUGGGACUAUGGAGAAAUGAAAUAAAGGUUAACUAACUCCUUUUCCUAUA